ACGCAUGCGCAAAAGUAGAAUUUCCGCAACCGGAACGCUCAUUUAAAGAGAGAAAUUGUGGUGUAUCACUAAAUUAAGCCCCAUUUCUUUCGAAAUGGAUAUAAAAAACGGAAUUUCGGAGGAGACGUCAACGAUUGACGAAUUUCAGGCAAUUGCCGCAAGUCGGUGGGAUGUAAAAAACCCUACAUCGAAAAGAUCACCAGAUAUGAUUACGAUUUGUGCCUACGAUGAACAGCGAUUGCCCAAUAAUAAUGAGGACAUUACGAAGAUUGCUAAAUAUAGCUCCAACGAAAUUAAUUGUGGUCCCGAUAUUAAUUGUCCUAUAUCAGCGAUCUGUGAGAAAUUCUCCGAAAGGGAACAAGCCAAGGAAAGUAAGAAGAGGAAGAAUAAAGAAAUUUCCGAAUUUACCGAAAAAAAGCAUUGUUCUCGUUCAAUAGCAUUAAAAUCUACGGCGCUCUUCCCUCAUCAUAUAUCUUUUGAUGAUAAUCAAAGACAUGAUGAACAGUCAACGUUUGAACAAGAGUCUCCUAGUUUAUCAGCUCACUUCAAUCGAAAUUGUAUUCGAGAGGAAGUACCGUUUUUUUUUAACGAUCACAGACAUUCUCCUAGAAAGCAUCUGACACAAUUGCUAAAAGACCGUGGAGAACAACCUCGGCCAAAAUCUUUCGGAACUUUCUUACAAUAUUCAUCCUGCUCCCAACUUGGUGAUGGUAUCAUGAAGUGCAUGGAAUGUCGUAAUCAAAGAACUUUAAGUAAUUAUUGUCGAUUUUUUGCUUUUCGAAAAAUACGCUACGACGAAAACGGCUUAAGGGCUGUAGGUUUCAGUGAAAUGUGCGAUAUUCAGGAAGAAGAUACUAUUUUGUGGAAGUCAUUAUAUCCGAUAUCAAAACCGUAUCUUACUCAAGAUAUGGCCAAGUACAUAAUAGAGAGAGUUGCGUUUAAGUUUCUUGAAAUGUUGGAAAUGGAAAGGGAGGCUAUUAAAUUUAAAAACUCUCAAAUGAAGUUAUUUUGGAAGCGACCUUGCCAUCAGAUUAGAGAAAUGUGUGAUGUUUGUAAUACAACGUUAUUCAACAUAAAUUGGGUCUGUGCCAAAUGCGGUUUCUCUGUAUGCAUCGAUUGUUUUAAAUUGAAACUUCACAAUUCAAAAGUGGAAGUAAAGGAAGCUGAGAGAAAAUGGUUAACUUGCGCUUCCAACAACAACGAAAAUCAUUCAACCGACUCACUUAUAAUUGCUCAAAUUAUUCCUGGUUAUGCGUUUUGGACUUUAGGAAAAGACCUACGUUCUGUAAUAAAUCAGCACGAUCUUAGAGUAAUUAAAGGAUCCGAUGAAGCAUCUUCUCAUAUUAAAAAUAUUUAUGAUUAUCUACAAAAAAAGACGUUGGACGAGAAUAAAGACUUUUUCGAUAUACCUGAUAAAUUGUUUUCAUCUAUUCCUCAUUUUUGGAUUGAUAAUCAGAGGGUUCUUCAAAUUCUUUAUCCGAGACAUCCAAAUGCUGUAGACCUGUUUAGAAGUCAAUGGUCACUAGGAAUACCUGUUAUUGCUUCCAAUUGCAAUAGUUAUAUUGAUGAUGAAUUAUGGCAUCCUAAAAGAUUCACAGAAGAAGUAGGAAACAAGAAAGCAACCCUAGUUAACUGCAGAACACACGAGAUCAUUGAAGACCAACUGAUUUCUGAGUUUUGGGAUGGAUUUGAAUGCGAAUCGGCAAGAAUGCCAGAUAUUCGAAACAAAAAAGAGCACCUUAUUCUGAAAUUAAAAGAUUGGCCUCCCACAGAAGACUUUGCCAAAAUCUUACCUAAGCAUUUUAGCAAUUUAAUGGAAGCUCUCCCAUUUCCAGAGUAUACUCAUCGAGAUGGUGUCUUCAAUUUAACAUCACGUCUGCCUGACUUUUUUGUGCGUCCUGAUUUGGGCCCAAAAAUGUACAAUGCAUAUGGUAGUGCUAAAUACCCCAAUGAAGCAACAACCAACUUACAUUUAGACGUGUCUGACGCCGCUAAUCUUAUGCUCUAUGUUGGAAUUGUAAAAGAUGAUGCUAAUUGUAAUCACCAUAACGUUGUUAUGAACGCUUUGCGAAAUGAAGGUGUUUGCAACAUUCAAAUUGAAAGAGCUCAAAAAGAAAUUCCAGGAGCCUUGUGGCAUAUCUUCGACGCAGACGACGCUGACAAAAUACGAGCUUUCUUAAGAAAAGUGGCACAAGAAAAAGGUGAGAAAAUAGAAGCUAAUCAUGAUCCCAUUCACGACCAGAGCUCUUAUCUUGACGUCAACUUAAGAAAAAGGCUAAAAGACGAAUAUGACAUCGAAGGAUAUUGCUUAGUUCAGUUUCUAGGUGAUGCUGUUUUUAUUCCAGGAGGUGCACCUCAUCAAGUUAGAAAUUUACAUUCUUGUAUUAAAGCAGCUGAAGACUUUGUAUCUCCCGAGCAUCUUCAUCAUUCUUUCCGAUUGACUAAUGAAUUUCGUCAAUUAUCGGAUACACACUCAAAUCACGAAGAUAAACUGCAAAUUAAAAAUAUAACGUAUCAAGCGAUAAAAGACGCUGUUGCUGUUCUUAAGAGAUAAGAAAAAAUAACUGAUACAGCUCUGCUGAUUAACUAGUUUGCCUUUGUUUUAAAAUAGUUUAUGUGGAUGUUUAAAUCAGAACAAAAUAGCUCGAAUAGUUUUAUAUAUUAGUAUAUAUAUAUAUAUACGUAUAUUGUAAAUAACGCCUUAUCAUUUUUUAAGAAAUACUUAAAUGUCAGUAGUUUUUUCAAUGAAAUUCUCUUGAUAAUGGAUCUAUGUAAAA
This is a messenger RNA of Dimorphilus gyrociliatus, 2777 nucleotides long. The record is from the annotation of a GenBank genome assembly. Lineage: Eukaryota; Metazoa; Annelida; Polychaeta; Dinophilidae.